GUACCGGAGAAACCAUAUUCGAGAAUCCCCAACUGAACCUCAACUGAACUUCGAUAUGCCGAACAAGAACAAGUCUAAGGCAAGCCCAGCUGAGAACAAGGAAGCCCGUUCCUCUUCCCCCAACAAGUUCCUCAUACCGGAGGUGCCUAAGCAGAAGAAUAAAAAGGCCCAGUCUGCAGGUUCGCCAUCGAACUUGGUGGAUGUUGAUGGUUUUAUUAGCGCCCUGGACGAUCUGACUGGGAAUCUAACUGCGGAAGCAGAGCUCCAGCGGGAGCGAAGUCCAGUUGGGGAACCGCCAGCCAAGCGAAGGAAGCUAGAGCGCACCCAGGAGAGUGGUGGCCCUUCCUCCGAGCCGCUUGACCGUACUAACGACGAAAUGGCUGAAACUGAGGUCGUGUCGUCUUCCACCUCCGUCGGCGAAGAGGAUGGACCUUGCCACGUAUGCAAGCCCGAAGACAUCUAGAAGUGCUCCAAGUGGCAAAUGCGGUGAAAUACUAUAGGUAU
Drosophila erecta is the source of this 504-nucleotide messenger RNA. RefSeq lists its product as uncharacterized. The record is from RefSeq and is a predicted model, not a curated record. Lineage: Eukaryota; Metazoa; Arthropoda; Insecta; Diptera; Drosophilidae. Bases 56 to 463 code for a protein of 135 amino acids. The transcript has 2 exons.